This is a messenger RNA of Chrysemys picta bellii (western painted turtle), 4418 nucleotides long. Lineage: Eukaryota; Metazoa; Chordata; Testudines; Emydidae. The record is from RefSeq and is a predicted model, not a curated record.
GGAGAGGGCUGGGGUCAAAGGAAGAGAGUUAUGGUGAUGCAAGUACAUUUUUUUGCAAUGGGCACACUUGAUUUUUUUUUUAACAAAAGAAAUAAACUGCAAAACAACCCCCCCUCCCAAUUAAAAACUAUUCUGAAAUGUUGCAUAAAUGGUGGAACUAAUCAGAAAUUAUAAGCCUUUACCAGAUCAAAAUAAAAAGCAGAAAGUGAGACCUUACAUACCUAACUUAGGGUUUGUCUAAACACAAAAGUUGUGUCGCUUUUACCUACAUCCCUAUACUGUAGUUUUAAAGUGGCACAACCCCCCAAUGUGGACACAGAUAUACUUAUAUAAAAGUGCUUAUGCGGGUAUAGCUCAUUCCAGUAUUGAAAGGCAGAGUGGAUAGAAGUUGAUUUGUUUUACAUUAAAAAAAUUGGAUUUUUUUCAUUUAAAUAUAUAUUUGUUUUUAAAAAUAAACCUGUUUUAAAAUUAAAUUUGAAAAUUAUGACAAGUUAUGUUAAGGCCUAAACUUGCUAGAAACUAUUUAAAUAAAUGUGCUGCAUCAGAGAACUCUCCUCAAAUUUGAAUGAGUUAAAGGGUGCUGCUAGUUUAAUGAUGCACAUCGUCGGGGGAAACAUCUUUAACUUUUGAGGUCAGGACAAGCUUUAUAAAUAUGUAACAAAGUCCUGUACUGCAUUAAGUAAGAACCUGUAUCAUUUUCCAUUUUUACAAUGCAAUGAAAGUUGGUAAUCACAUUUUUCCAAAUAUAAGUACUUCAGAGGUUUUUGUUUGUUCAGAAAAAGCUUUUCCUUCAAUUCCUUUUGGUUUCAGUUUAGCUAGCAGGUGUAGAGAGACUAUUUCCUUCAUUUGGACUAGUUCAUUCAAAGUUGAGAAAUUGCUUGGGAUUUGAAAAAGAAGGAAAGUUGGGUUCCUCUUCCAAGCUAUGAAUAAAAACCACAUGCAUAAGAUGAGAUUUACUCAUUCUAAAAACAUGAAUGCUACUGGACCACUUUUUCCAAAGGUAUUUUGGCACCUAAAGAUGCAUAGAAGUGCCUAGAGGGACUUUCAAAAGUGCCUAAGCAGGACCGGGAUUUUUGACUGCUAGGGGUGAAGUGACCUCUUAGAGGGAACAAGGAUAAAAACCUUGCGUCUUUGAUCUCCGGAGCUCUGAGAAAAUGGAGAGCCUUAGAGGCCCCUAUAUAGAUGACGUGAUUGCGAGAGAAAGUGAAGAGGAGAAUCCUCAGCUGAAGCUAGACACAGAAAAGAAACUAGACACACAUGCCGGCCCCAUUAACUGUCGGAGGCCACGUGGCAGAGAAAAUCACUAUCAAUGUACAGAAUGUAGGAAAAGCUUCAGUGUUCAUUCGGCGCUGAUCAAACACCAGAGAAUCCACACCGGAGAGAAACCCUAUCAGUGCAGUGAAUGUGGGAAAACCUUCAGUGUAAGCUCGACGCUGGUUACUCAUCAGAGGAUCCAUACGGGGGAGAGGCCCUACAAAUGCGUGCAGUGUGGGAAGAGCUUCAAUCAAAGCUCACACCUCACUCAGCAUCAGAAGAUCCACAAGGGAGAGAAGCCAUGUACAUGUACUGAAUCUGGAGAAGGCUUUACUGACAGCUCAACGUGCGUGAAACAUCCAGGACUGCAUGCUGGAGUGGGGCCCUAUAAAUGCGCUGAAUGUGGGAAAAGCUUCAAUCGGAGCUCCACUCUCUACAACCACAACAGGAUCCACACGGGAGAGAAACGCUACAAAUGUGAUGAGUGUGGGAAAAGCUUCAGUGUGAGCUCCAACCUCAUCAGGCAUCAGAAAAUCCACACAGAGCAGAGACCCUAUAAGUGUCUUGAAUGUCGUAAGAGCUUCAGUCUGAGCUCAGAUCUGGAAGCGCAUCAGAGGCUUCACCUGGGAGAGAAACCCCACAAAUGUUCUGAGUGCGAGAAAAGCUUUGAUCAGGAGUCGCAGCUCCUGAAACAUCAGCGAGUUCACGCUGGGGAAAACUCGUAUGAAUGUGUGGAGUGUGGGAAGAGCUUUAGUAGGAAGGGGAACCUCCUGAGACACCAGGAGAUCCACACUGGGGACAAACCCUACCAGUGUAAUGAAUGUGGGAAAAGCUUCAGCCGGAGUUCGUCGCUCAUGCAGCAUCAGCGGAUCCACACUGGAGAGAAACCCUACAGCUGCAUCGAAUGUGGCAAGAACUUCAGCUUUAGCUCUCAGCUCACCACCCACCAGCGGAUCCACACAGGGGAGCGGCCCUACAAAUGUAUCGAGUGUGGGAAAAGCUUUGUGGAUAGCUCGGGUCUCAUUCAGCAUCGGAGAAUUCACACGGGAGAGAAGCCCUACCAAUGCACUGAGUGUGGGAAGAGCUUCCGGCAGAACUCGGUGCUGAUUCAACACCGGAGAACCCACACUGGUGACAAGCCCUUCGAGUGCGGGGAGUGUGGGGAACGCUUUAGCCAGAGCUCCACGCUGAUCACACAUCAAAGGAUUCACACUGGGGAGAGGCCCUACCACUGCAGCGAGUGCGGGAAGAGCUUCAGCGAGAGUUCGCACCUCACGCAGCAUAGGAGAAUCCACACGGGGGACAAGCCCUACAAGUGCGGUGAGUGUGGGAAGAGCUUCAUUCAGAGCUCGCAGCUCACCACCCACCAGAGGAUCCACACAGGAGACAAACCCUACCAGUGCCACACCUGUGGGAAGAGCUUCAGUGACAGCUCGGCACUCACCCAGCAUCAGAGAGUCCACACCGGGGAGCGACCGUACCAGUGCACGGAAUGUGGGAGGAGCUUCAGCCAGAGCUCGGCCCUGGUGCAGCACUGGAGGAUCCACACUGGAGAUAAGCCCUAUGAGUGCACCGAGUGCGGGAAAACUUUCAGCCAGAGCGCAGGGCUCACUCAGCACCGGAGCACCCAUGCGGGAGAGAGACACUGAGACAGGGACCCAUGGGCCAUGUGGCACUCUGUGCCCGUGCUGUCAGCAGUGGCUCUUUGCUGUGCUGAAUGAUGCAACAAAGCGGAAGCAGUGCUGCAAUGUUAAUUGAUCAUGAAACUAUUGACUCGCAAUCAACCUCUUAAUUAAAAUCCUCCUAAAAAUGCAUCGGGCAUAUUGUGAUGCCGAGAAAGCUAACUCUUCCCCCACACCUGGCCUCCAAACAUAAGAGGAUGUUGUUAUAAAUUUUUAAGCCGAAUCUUAGGGGAACUUAGCAAGAGCUUCUGUUACAAAGGCUUCUGGUACAAAGGCUUAGCUAGAUAAUGUCCCCAGCACAACACGAGGAACACUGUUCAUAAUAGCUUGAUUCAGCUUUGCCCUUCCCUUCUCGGCCUGUGACUGAACAGUGGGAGCAGCAGGUGGUGCAUGAAGAACACCUAUUUCAUGUGCCAGUGACCUUCAAGGAGGUGGCCAUCUAUUUCACCUAGGAGGCGUGGGCUCUUCUGAACAAAAGGCAGAGGACGCUCUGAGGGGAUCUGCAUUAUUAGCCAUUAGAGGACCUACAUGGUGUUGAAAUGCUAUCAGUAUACUAAAUAGGGGGCAUUUCAGUGGCAGCUCAAAUCUCAUAAGUCAAGAGAAUCUACAUGGAUGAGAAACCCUAUUGUAAAUGGACAGGGCAUAUGUGGGGAAAAUUUUCUGCCAUAGCAAAGUCCUUUUAUCUGACCUACAGAAUGAUGAGUUCCAUGCCCAUUGUGUCGUACAGGAGUCAAUAGCCAAUAUGGGUACAGUGGCAGGUGGGUGGGUUUCCUAUAGUGUUAUAUCUAAAACUCAAAGUGAUAACUCUAAUUUUGAAACAUCCAUUUAUUUGUCAUUUCUAAAGCAGGGGACAGCCUGCAGCUCUGAACUUCUUAAAUUUGGACAGAUCACUGUAAAAAUGCUGGAACCCUUCCAUCCCCUAGCUUCCAUUCAUUUUUUUUCACAAGGGCUUUAAGAAGUCUGCAUUACAUGAUGGUGCACUGCUUAAACUUGGAAAGGACUCUGGGCUUAUAUGCUUUGCAGGUGAUAGUUGUGUGUGACUGUGAAUGACAGACCUUUGGGUUCAUUGCUUUCAUACAUAAAGCACAUGCUACACCAUUACAUUCAACUUUGUUCUGUCUCACAACCUUAAUACCGUGAUUUCAGCUUUUGAGUUUUGUACAGGUAACUCUGCUAUCUAGUUGGCUAAUGACACUUGUAUAGCCGGUGAUGCAUGGAAUCUGUGUACCGGGAAAUGAUUGCUUUCAAUAAGUUGUUUGAUCAGGAAUUAGAAAAGAAAACCUCUGACCUGUGUGCACCUGUAUGAAGGGUGCACUAUACAAAUAAAAGUAAAAAAAAAAUCUAGUUUUGUGAUCAUGGAUCACCUGACUCUGCUUGUUCUCAGAGCAUUACUGUGGGAGCAGAAUUAAGGUGUUUGGGUGACAAAUUGUCUGUCUUUCCAAAAUUUCAAAUGUUUGGAUUUCUUAUAAAGUUAAACUUGCA